AACACCACACCCUGUCCUGUCCUGGAUCAUAACGGAGCUGCUGCUGCUCGCUGCCUCACUGCUGCUGCUUCUGUCAAAGGUCGACUCAACAUGGCGAUGGUGUCUGAGUUUCUGGGCCAGCUGACGCUGUCCUACGGAGCGGAAGUGGAGCCUAAAUUCCCCACUGUGGUGCCGGUACGGGACUUCGACCCGGCCAAAGACGCCGCCAGGAUCGAGACGGCCAUCAAGACUAAAGGAGUAGACGAACAGACCGUCAUCGACAUCCUGACCCGACGCAGCGCAGAGCAGCGCAUGGAGAUCGCCUUCGAAUACCAACGGAUCGCCAAGAAGGAUCUGAUGACGGCCCUGAAGGGGGCGCUGUCCGGCCCUCUGGAGGCUCUGAUGUUGGGUCUGAUGAAGUGCACCGCUGAGUACGACGCCUCAGAGCUCAAAGCAUCCAUGAAGGGACUGGGGACGGACGAGGAAACCCUCAUCGAGAUCGUCUGCUCCAGAAACAACAAGGAACUGGAGGAGAUCAAGAAGGUUUACAAAGAGAUGUUUAAGAAGGAGGUGGACAAAGACGUGGCAGGAGACACUUCAGGAGACUUCUCUAAACUGCUGCUGGCGCUAGUUCAGACAAAGAGAGAUGAGCCCUCUAAUGUGGUGGACUAUGAGAAGAUUGACGAGGACGCCAGAUCUCUGUAUGAAGCCGGGGUGAAGAGGAAGGGAACCGACGUGGUCACCUGGAUAUCCAUCAUGGCCCAGAGGAGCGUCCCCCACCUGCAGAAAGUGUUUGAGAGGUAUAAGAGCUACAGUCCAUACGACAUGAAGGAGAGCAUCAGGAAGGAGGUGAAGGGAGAUCUGGAGAAGUCCUUCCUCACUCUGGUGGAAUGCUUUGAAAACAGGCAGCUGUACUUCGCCAACAGACUCAGUGAAGCCAUGAAGAGUAAAGGAGCAAAGGAGAAGGUGGUGACCAGGAUCAUGGUCUCUCGCUGUGAAGUGGACCUGAUGAAGAUCAGAACAGAGUUCAAGAAGCAGCACAAAAGAUCUCUGUACCAGACCAUUGCUGAGCACACUAAAGGAGACUACCAGAAGGCUCUGCUCAGUCUGUGUGGAGGAGAUGACUGAGACCUCGACUCUGUGUGGACUCAGUUUCCCAGCAGGCCACUGGGUUUGUUAUCAGAUGACUGAAGUAUUAGAGGCUUUUGUUGUUUUCCUCUACAUUAAACAGAUCA
This is a messenger RNA of Anoplopoma fimbria (sablefish), 1214 nucleotides long. Its product is annotated as annexin A2-like. The transcript is spliced from 13 exons. Gene Ontology annotation, molecular function: phospholipase inhibitor activity; calcium-dependent phospholipid binding; cytoskeletal protein binding. The record is from RefSeq and is a predicted model, not a curated record. Lineage: Eukaryota; Metazoa; Chordata; Actinopteri; Perciformes; Anoplopomatidae. Gene Ontology annotation, cellular component: cytoplasm. The coding region runs from base 91 to 1107 and encodes 338 amino acids.